GGCGAUUGUUGACUUCCUCGAAGGCGGCGGGGGCGGCGCCGGGCCCCGGGAAUUCCCCGCGGUGGCGGAGGGCGAAACCGCGGCCGGGCCGGCGGAGUGGGGGCGAUGGGCGCCCGAAGGGGCCCGAGCGGAGACCGCGAGGGGCGGCGCUGCCUGCCCGCCGAGCUGAGCGCCCGCCGCUGAGCGCCCGGCCCAGCGGGGCCCGGACAGCUGCCAUGGAGGAGUUGGUAGAGGAUGACAUCUGUAUUUUGAACCAUGAAAAAGCAGAUAAUGCUCACAAGAGAGACAGCGAUAUUCCUGUUCCAUCCUAUAGUGGAGAUGAGUCUGUUGCCUCACAUUUUGCACUUGUCACUGCAUAUGAAGAUAUCAAGAAACGACUGAAGGAGACAGAGAAGGAGAACUCCUUCUUAAAAAAAAAAGUGAGACUUCUGGAAGAGAAGGUGCUUGGUUCCCGGCUGGAAGAGGAAUGCAGCUCAGUCGGGCGGGAACAAGUCAAUAAGGCCUACCAAGCCUACCGAGAGGCCUGCAUUGACCGGGAUCACUUGAAAAGCAAACUGGAAAAAUUGGCAAAAGAAAGUGCAGAAUCCUUGAAAAACUUGAAUGAUCAGUUGCAAUCUAAAGAAGUAGAGCUGUUACAAUUGAGAACUGAAGUGGAAACUCAGCAAGUGAUAAAAAGUCUGAAUUGUACUCAGGCUAACUGGGAAUUAGAGAAGCUGAACAGUGACCUGAAAGUGCAUAGUCUGGAACAGGAUCUAGAAAAACUCAAGGAAGAGUGCAACAGUCUCAGGAAGGAGUUGCAAAAUUCCAAGCAGAAGGACCGGACUCAAGAGGAAAAUCCAUUACAUGGAGACCACCUUCAAAGGCAAGACAUCCAGAGUUUGCAACAGACAUGCUGGGACCUGAAGAGAGAAAUGUCCAAUUUGCGUGUAGUGGCUGACAAGCAAGCUGAGAUCCUACAAAAACUGAAAAGGAACACACCAGGAACCAAGAAAGCUGCCUGUACUGCACCAGUACAAUGUGUUGACUUGAACAUUUCAAAGGUGAAUUUGACAUCUGGGGUAGGCUAUAAAAACCUCUCACAAAAUGAUAAACCCCUCAGCAAUGUUGUGUCUCCUCCACUGCUGAGAAAUGCCCGUGUCCCAUCAGAAAGGGUGACCCUACAAGCUUGGACAGAUGAGAGACCAAUUCCACCUGAUGGCAGAACAUUUCAGGAACACCAUUCCUAUGGAAAGAGCUCUCUGGAAGAUAAUUCCUGGGUAUUCCCAAGUCCUCCAAAGCCCAAUGAGAAUAUGUUUUGGGAAAUGAAGAAUAAUCCAACUUUGUUAAACUGUCAAGCAGAUUACCUGGAUCGAUGUAAUCAAAACUGUCUGCACAAGAGUUAAACAAUUUUUAGGAUGAACUGAGGCAUUUUUGGAGUGAUUCUGAAUAGGCACCUUAAUGCUUGAACUUCUAAGGAGAGAAAACAAAUUGCUUGAAAUGUUCUUUAUUUUUAAUUCUAGUUCCAAAUCGGAAAGCCUAGUCUUCCUCUGCUGUAAAUCAGGAGUGAGUUCCUUGAUGUUAAAGCUGUGCUGGUAUAAUGUAAAUACAAAGAAAUCUAGCAUGGGGCCUAGAUAGUCUUGUACUGCAAAUGACAUACAUUUGCUAAAGGUUACACUGAAAAGUGAGUUUGUGGAAUAAAACAAAAUAAUCCAGUUCUGUAUUUGUUCACUAUUUGUAUGUUAUCAAGAAAAUACUUGGUAUCCAGUGUUAGAACUUGUACCAGGCCUUAGCUUAUAUUUUGACAGUGUUCUUUUUCAGAAUAAGAGAGAACAUGAAGAAUUGGAUUCUCUCUUCCUUACUCCUUUCAAUUAGUUUUUAUUCCUCUGGUUUGUAAAUGCAUUUUUCUGUAAUAUUGAACUAAGAAAGGUGAGUUUGGGUUUUUUCUUUCCCCAACCUUGAUUUAUAUGAGAUAGUUGCAAGAGAAAAACCACCCUUAUGCUAUCCUGUUUCAAUUGCCUCAUUUAGGGCUUGAUUGUGAAUGGUGAAGGACCUUAAGUAAUGCUGCUGCUGAACACUGUGAAUCCUGGAGGUUCAGCUUGUUUCCCUCAGUUCCUGCUGAUGGAAGCUGCUGUAAAUGCACAAGGAUGCUGCCACAGACCCAGUGUGCUCACAGUGCAGUUUUUCAUAUUGUGCCUCCUUUGCACAGCACCACAACUCUGACUCUUCAUUCCUGUGGUGGUGAAGGCUAAUUUUUCUUUUGUUAAAGAAACAACGCCUUAAUUUAAUCAGACUUGGUGUUGUUGCAUUGUUGAUAUACAAAAAUAAGUAUUUUUGUAGUGUCUUUAAUAUGCCACUGAGAACCAGAGCUACUGGAAUUCCAACUACCUGCUUUAUAGAUUAUGAGUCUCUAGGCACUACUUUUUCAUUUUUUUUUUUCCUCUUAAGGCCAUGAACUGUUUCUAGGCAAAUAUAAUUUAUGGGGUUUUUUUCUUUGUAAAAUUCUCUGCUUCAUAUCUGGCUUAAUACAACAGGGUUAAGUGAAAUGUCUUGACUGCUCAAAAUGCUGAAGAAAAAUGCAUUGUAUUUUAGAUCCAUGAUACCUAACUUGUAUGGGCAGGAAGUUAUUUUAUACUGAAUACACUCUUUACAAAUGUGUGGGUGGGUGAAGUACUCAGCUUCACAGAUCCAGCUUAACAUCAAAGUAAUAAAAAUUAAUUUCACAGCUGUUUAGUAGCUAAUUAUCUUAAGACUGCGUGCAAAUACAUGGAGAAGCUGUGUCUGUAGCACAGCCAUAGUAAUGAUGGGCUGUAGAAGUGUUACAAGGGUGCUAUGUGACCUGUGUGGUUCCUGACACUCCCCUGCACAGUAAGUACUUCAAACAGAGCCCAUCCUUCACUUUGUCUAUCAAAGGCAAAAAAAUGCCUUCCAGAUACCUUCUCCUGUAGUACAAACAGCAUACAUAAACAAUGUUUCCCAUUCAUCAGAUAUUGUUUUUAUCUUUCUAUUAUCUUGCUCACGUAUACUGGCUUGUCUGUGAUUAAUGGAAAUGGUGUCAGAUGCUGGAAUUUAUUCUGACCAAUGAACACAGCUGACUCAGGGGAGUACAAUCUCUUGGAAAGUAAUAGAACAAAACCCAAUAUGCAUAAAACACAUCUAAGUCACUAGGCUUUAGCUGAUAGAACCAACUACCUAUGUAAUAACAAAGAAGGCAUUUCUCAUGUGGCUGCAUAAGCUAUGUGGUACCUAGUUCUAAUGUAGUUUACUUUUGGGGUCCCCCACCUCAACAUUAUUGAGAUGUUUUAUUAAGGAAUGUAAUAUUCAACAGGCAUUAACAUGAUUUGUGCAAUGAAGGAAUUCUGCUGUGUAAAACAUUAAAUAAAUUUAUUUUUGUUUGAAAUUGGUUUCAAUAACAAAUCUCCUUUCCGUAUUUGGCACAAAAUUUUUUGCUUAAGUUUUAAUUCCUUUAUUGUGUAUAAAUGCUGUUCCAAAUACAAUUAGAUUUGAGGUUUAUCACUUUGACUUAAAAAACAGCCAUCUGUUGUAGCCUGCUUCAGCAUCUUCUGGGAGAAGAAUGCUCCUGGAUGUUGAAACCUGAAGGAUUGAGUUGCUUUUGACUGCUUGUGUCAAAAGGUUCCCAGUCAGCUUGUCCUGUCUUGUAUGAAAUCAAGAUUUUCUGUGCAGAGCCUGAGAAUUACCAGGUUUUGCAUUUGACCCUUGGUUUAUAUUCUGUACUCCUUCCCAGGGUGGAGAAGGGAGCAGCAAUGUUUGCUGAGAGGAACUUCAGGAGUGCUGCUGCUAACUAGGGAGAAGAGGGACUGAUGCCAGAGAGUUCGCUGCAGGCAGCAUUUCCAAUCCAGUCACUCAUUGCCAUGUCCAAGAUGUAACAGCUGAAAAGGAAGUCCCCAGAUUUGGAGUCACUUGGGAGCUCACUGGCUUGUGAAACAUCUGUUGGGUCUGAAGCUUACAAUCGGGUUUUGACUGAGAUGGAAAAGCCAUUUAAAUCCAUGCCACUAGCGGCUUACAGUGCUUUUUCCAUUUUCAGAAGUGAAAUCUUUUCAUCAGUGACAGCAAAUUACAUGGACAAGUAGCUGUAAUAACGGGGUUCUGGUGUUAGUGUGCAUGUGUUACAUAAAACUGUAAAAUGUAAUAUAGUAAGGACCAAAGUUCUCAAUUAUAUCAAAUGACCCCAAGAAAACUUUAACUUGAAUACAAACCUUGAACAUUUUAAAACCUCCCCCAACCUACCAAUUUGACUAUUUUUAAUUUAAGAAAGCACUAACUCCAUUUAACAGAAAUCAAAGCCAGCUGUUGGGGCAGGAGAAGGUUGUUGCUCUGCACAUUUAAAUGAGCAAAUGCCAACCUAAUUAAUAUGUAUUUGGGUAUUUGGUGAGUUGGAUGAACCUUCUAAUAACUUGCACGUAAACUUGCACUGUUUGGUUAAUUUUAAGUAUUUUUAAAAUCUGAUAGUUUUAAGUUUCCCUGACAGUUUUGUGGUGUACAGCUGAUCAGUUUUCCUCACAUGUGAACUAGCCAUAUUGAACAAAGCAAACCCCCAAAUUAGCUGUGAUGGACUGUCCAGUUUUUACAUCUGGAAAAGACAAGAGCAGCACAAGACAUACGCUGAAGUUACAGUAAAAACUGCCCAUUCCAAGUAAUGAAACGCAGGCCCCUGUAAGUAUCACAUGAACUAUACUGAUGGGAUAAAGCAGAUUGAAUUUUCUUCCAAAACCAACUUGCAGCAUACUUCUACUUCUGUGCUGACACAACUGCAGCUUUAAUGAUGCUGUGGGCUGGUAAAGGAAGAGUGAAGAGCUCUGGUACCUGGCAGACACCUGUAUUGUCUUCUGAUCUCCAGACAGGCCCUGUGAAGUACAGUGGUCGCAGAGGUGUAAGGUAUUUCUCUGAUUCUCUGUGUAGUUUGAGUGAAAAAAGGGCAUGUGGGGGUUUGUUUGGGGUUUUGUUUUUUUUUUUUGAGAUUUUAUUAUUUUUGAGGGUUUUUUCAGGUUUUUGACCUUUUCUUUAGGGAGAGUGGUGUUACUACUUGCAAUUGUAUUAACAUAGAUCAAUCGAUGAAAGCAUUUUAUGUUUUUAUGACCAGCAGUAACAUAAACACUAAUUUUAACUGAGUUGCAAUUUAACAUUAAAAAACCCACCCUGUGCAGUAACUGUCCAGCAAAAUUAAUUUAAUUGUAUUUUAAGAUGGAAGAGAACAAGUCAAACAUUAAGAUACAGUAAUAAAGUGGUAAGAUGAUCA
This is a messenger RNA of Lonchura striata (white-rumped munia), 5233 nucleotides long. It is a transcript of the gene AZI2, whose product is annotated as 5-azacytidine induced 2. The record is from RefSeq and is a predicted model, not a curated record. Gene Ontology annotation, cellular component: cytoplasm. NCBI's taxonomy places the organism in Eukaryota, Metazoa, Chordata, Aves, Passeriformes, Estrildidae.